CGGGGGCUGCGCCGCCACAGUAAACAUGGAGUCGAUCUUCCACGAGCGGCAAGAAGGCUCAUUGUGUGCUCAACAUUGUCUGAAUAAUUUGCUGCAAGGUGAAUACUUCAGUCCUGUUGAGUUAUCCUCUAUUGCACAGCAAUUGGAUGAGGAAGAAAGGAUGAGAAUGGCAGAGGGAGGAGUAUCUAGUGAAGAAUACAGAACAUUUCUACAGCAGCCUUCUGUAAAUAUGGAUGAUAGUGGAUUCUUCUCAAUUCAAGUUAUAAGCAAUGCCUUGAAAGUGUGGGGUUUAGAACUAAUCCUCUUCAACAGCCCAGAGUACCAGAGACUUGGGAUCGAUCCUAUAAAUGAAAAAUCAUUUAUUUGUAAUUAUAAGGAACACUGGUUUACAGUUCGAAAGUUAGGAAAACAGUGGUUUAACUUGAACUCUCUCUUGAUGGGUCCAGAACUAAUAUCAGAUACAUAUCUUGCACUUUUCUUGGCUCAAUUACAACAGGAAGGUUAUUCCAUAUUUGUAGUAAAAGGUGACCUGCCAGACUGUGAGGCUGAUCAGCUGCUGCAGAUGAUUCGGGUACAGCAAAUGCAGCGACCAAAAUUGAUUGGAGAAGAAGCAGCACAGUCAAGAGAUCAGAGGCUACCCAGAAGUGACGUGGACCAAGCAAUAGAAGUUAACCAUCCUUUUGACGGAACAGGCAUGUUAGAUGAAGAUGAAGAGAAUUUUCAGAGAGCCCUGGCUCUAAGUAGGCAGGAAAUUGAUAUGGAGGAUGAAGAAGCUGAUCUUCGCAGAGCCAUUCAGCUCAGCAUGCAAGGUAGCCGUCGAAGUGAGCUCUCAGGCUCAUUACCACAGAAUGUGCCUCAGUCAUCUCACAGCAGUCAGACAGACUCCCUUUCUUCAGAAGAACUGCGAAGGAGAAGACAAGCAUAUUUUGAAAAACAGCAACAACAGCUACAGCAGCAAGAUCAGACUCCAAACCUAAAGGACAAAGCACCUCUUAGUUCAAGCACUGCAGAACCUGGCGCAGGAGGUGAUAUGAGUGAAGAAGACAUGCUUCAAGCAGCCAUGAAUAUGUCUCUGGAGUCUGUCAGAAACCAAUUGAAUUCAGAAGAGGAGAAAUAACAUCAUUUUUUUCCAUCUUAUUGUCAAAACGCUAAGUCUCAAUUAAAAUUCUACUGUGUGGAUGUUGCACAAGCAGGGUUCAUUUCAGAGUCGUGGAAGCAGGAAUGGAAGGGGGCUGCUGGAGGUCAGUUUAGAGAGGAUCUGCAAAUACAAAAAAGAUUGCACUAAUUUAGAGAACUGUAGCACUCCUACAAAACAUCUGCUCACGAGAGUAGUGGUGUUAAAAUUACUGGAACCAUUCACACAAAGUUAGACAAGGGUAGCAGCUGUAACUUUAAAAACUAAAGCUUUUAAAGCUUGCAUUAAAAAAGCAAGUUUCAACUGUUCUGAAGAAUUCUAUAGAAGAUACAAAUAGUGCUGAAAACAGCAUCAAAUUAUUUUCUUCAGUACUGGUGGAAAAACAGAUACAAGUAAUAAGUUAUGCUCAUAAAUUAUUUUUAAUAGAUCACUCUAAAGUGGGGAGAGUAAUUAAAUUACAUUAAUCUUAAAUAAUUUAUUUUUGAUUGUUUAUUAUGAAUGAUUUAAUGUCAACUUUUUGAUCCUGCUGUCCACUUUUGAAAUGAUCCAUUCUGCAGGAGAAACUAACCCAUAAAUUUCAUACUUUUCAAUUCAAGACAAAAUUUUAUUGUUGACUAUAAUGUUACUCCUGAGUCUUUCAGUGAUUUCUGACUUUGUAACAAUUUUUGGUUUUACUUUCAAUUCCAAUUGUAAAAUUUUAGAUCCGUGUUUAACAUAUUGUCUUUUAGCAGAUAACUUGCCUUAUUUGGCUUCGGGUUUUGUUGUUCUUGUUUGGUUUUAAUUAUUGUUUUCUUAUUUUCUUUCUUGUUAUAGCAAUUUUCUUUUUACUACAAAAGCAGCAUAUACUCAAUUGGGUUGAACAGGUUUUCUUUUCUACCUCUUCCAGAGAAUUUUUCUCUUCAAGCUCGACCCUUUUAUUCUGGCCUUUCAGUAUGAGUGAGCUGUAACUGAGUCUAGGAGAAAGUAGGAGGGGAUUUAGGUGCCAUAAAGUCAGUGCCACACACAUAAGAUGCACUCCUGCAAUCUGAAGUGACCCCUGUGCAAGUAGCUCUUUUAAGAAUGAAUAUUUAUGCCUGUGUGGAUGUUCUUUCUGAAAUGCUUUCUAUGAGUGUCUGUCAGAAUGUUGCAGUUUCUUCAGGAAUGGCCUUUAUUCACGCACCUUACAAUUUUUUAUUACGUUGUUUCUGAUCCUGAGAAAAAUUGGGAAGCAAAGUAUGUGAGAUAGCUUAUGCUAUUGGUUGUAAGACAUUUGCUUUGAGAUCCAGGAUGAAUGUGUAACAGGGUGACCAAACCUGACCUUGAACUUCAGUGCAACAAAAGAGAGAUGUUUCAUUUUCUUAAAUGGUGCUUGAAAUACAAAUUCUGUUUACAUAUAAAUUAUAUGGAAAUAUCUUGUAGAUAGAGUAUAUAAGCUGUAGUCCAGUUAAAGCAUUAACAGUUAGCACAGGCAUUCUAAGAAUCUUUCAAAGAUAACCCCAAAUUUCUUUAUCAAAAUAUUCUAAAGUUACAUCUUUGCGCAAUAGUAACAUUUAAUUAAAAGUAGUAAGAAAUGAAUGGUAGCUAGAUGGAAAUACACAUUCAGCAUCAAGUAGUACUGUACAUGAAAGGGCUCUUACCUCUCAGUAAAGAUUUGUUUACAGCAAUGGUUUCCUGAUAGCUUGGGAUAUUGUUAUGGUAUACAUAAUCGGGCUAAAUUCUGUUUUUCUUAUCUGUGUGCUGCAUUUUCACCAAUGUCACCAGAACCACUAGUAUGUGUUACACAAUAUGGAUUUUGACAUGAGAUAGCACUACUUUUUAAAAACUGAUUUUUGUGUUUUUAAAAUAAUCCUGUCAUCCGUGUUUUAAUUAUUUGCAAUGUCUCAAAUUAAUAUAGCUAAACAAUUACUUUAAAAGUCCAUGUAUGCGUAUGCCAUUUUGAAAUGCUGUAUUUUUCAGGGUGUGAUUUUCUGCUUUCAGUUUGAAAUUUCUAUGCAACUGAAAGCAAGAAAGGUGUCUAAAGCACUGAUAUUUUUUUCCUCAUCUGUCAAUUAACCACAGCUUAGUUUUCCUUUCUUGGUUGUGCCAUAAACUAAUUCUGAAAUAAGACUCAUUUUUAUCGAUAGGUGUAGACUGGCAGGCUGACGCCAGUACCUGCAACUCAGACCUUUUAUCCUCUCUUAUAAGAACAUAAUAAAAAUAUUAUUUUUAGCUCUAGCAGCCCUAUAUUAAAAAAAAAAAAAUCUGCCCCUUAAAUCUCACUGACUGUAACCCAGGCCAACUAUCUGGUUUUAUAAUCACUAAAACAUGGAGGUUUUCCUUUGAACUUUCAUGUCACAUCAUAAGUCACUUCAUCACCCCAGUAUUUUAAUAUGGAAGAAAUACAAAAUGUCAGUGCCUGAAAGGCACAGCUGAGUCAUGAUCACAGGGCCAACUAUUUCCCUUUCUAUGGAGAAAUGUUGUCACUCAACAAAUACCAGCUUGAUUUUUAGAGAAAUGUCAAGUUGAAUGAUGUAGGCAUGUCUAUCUAGACAAGCAGUUACGAGAGGGCAAUUUAAGCUACAUCUGUUAAUUCACGUAAUUCUGUUGCUGAAAAAGACCUGCUAGAAACCAUCCAUUAAUCCAGCCCAGUCCACCACUAAUUGUAAUGUUCCUAAGCACCACAGCUACACCUCUUUUAAAUAGCUUCAGGGAGGGGGCUCAACCACUUGCCUGGGCAGCCUGUUCCAAUGGUGAACAACUUUUUCAGGGAAUAAAUACUUCCUGAUACCCAAACUGAACCUCCCCUGGUACAAAUUGAGGCCAUUUCCUCUCAUCUUCUCACUUGUUAUCUGGGAGAUGAGGCUGACACCCACCAUGCUACAACCUCCUUUCAGGACUUGCAGGGAGUGACAGGGUCUCUAUUUGAACUGUACCCAAGGAAAAACCUCAUACUAAUUGCUGACAGUGCAUAUUCUAUAACCCAGGUCUCAAGUUCAAAAUGUCUGGACCUGGCAAGAGGCUGUUAAUAAAACACUGCUGUCAUUUUUUGGUGUUCAUUCUUUCAAUGAUAAACAGUUAUCAGUGUGACUUAACUAUGCUUCUAAUUUACUAAUUUAGAGUGUACUUCCGGUGUUACCUGCCCUGUCAAGCUGAAGGGUUGGGUUUUUUUUCCCAUGUAACAGCUUUAGGCCAUAGUCUAUUGUGAGGGAGCAGACAUUGUUUUUUAUUGUUUUUUUUUUUAAUUAUAGAAUUAUAUUUGAUGGAAUUUCAGGCUUCAUUCAUUCAGCAGCUUUUACUGUUUCCCAGUGAAUGGUCCAUGUGACAUAAAUUAUGGUUUUGUGCCAGUAGAAAUAAAAGGGGCAGGGGGAGUGAGUGAUACAAUAAAUAUCUUCCAUAAUUACUUCUCUAAGUAUAAUUCUGCAAACUGCUUUCAUGGUCUUACAGUGAAGGCAGGAGGAACAAGAGUUGUAAUGCAGUCAUGCUUGCACGCAAUUCUUGUUAGGCACAGCAAGUACAAAUAUGAGCUGUUCAAAUGCUUACAUCUCUCUAGACCUGAAAUGAAUAUGAUACCAUACUGGCUUACUUUAAGAUUUGGGCUUCCUGUGCCUUUCAAAGAACUGUAGCAAAUUUAAGUGUAGUUUUCAGUUAGGGUACUCUUCUUGUCAUACUUUUAUUACUUUGCAGACUACUUGAAAAUAACCAGUACAAAUCUAAAUCUAUCAUGUGUUUUAAUGUUGGACUAUUGCCUCUAUUACAAACUUACAGAAUGGUGGGGGGGCUUCUGCAGGUGUCUAGUAGACAAAUAUUAUCAUUUGCAAGUGUUUUGUCUUAUUACAAAACUGACUGGCUUAAAAAUUAACAUGUUACAGUUCUAAAAUGUGAAAUUUUCUAGUAUUAAUUAUUGAUUCAAAUAAUAAUGAAAACAUAAAAAUGGUGGCCUUUGUACAGAAAAAUACAGUAUAGGGGAAUAGGAUCAGAGAAUUAGAACUCAGACUUACAAAGAAGUAUUAUUUUGCAGUUCACAUUACCAGCACUUCACUUUUAAAGGAAUUGAAAUAAGAAUCCAAGGAAGAGAAUAACUGAUGUGGAAACUUUUUUUUAAGGGCUUAAAUAGAAAAUUAUGUUGUUUGCUUGGUAAGCCAUUACUGUCUUGCAUAGAACAAACUUAAGUCCUGGAAUAUCUUGAUAAUUAUUCACAAAUCAUUACAGAAAAAAAGGAAAAUAUGUCCAACAUGUAAUAAAUAGAUACCUAUUCCAUAUACACAGUCACUUGUUCAAGUGAGAACAAUACUUAGUACAUUCAAACUGGCUGGGUCCAAAUGCUUACUUCUUCAGUUUUGAAUUGGUAGCUUUGUCUUGUAUCCAGGUUUUCAUCUUAAAAGCAUGAGCUCUUCUGCAAUAAAUUUUUUUAAUCCUCAUACACACAUUUUGCCUUAUUUGCAUUGCAGAGGCAGAGGGAAUGCUGGAGUAUUUAACCUGCCAUAGUCACCUUUUUCCCCAGUUACAGUUCUUCAGACAGUUAGUGCAUGUGAUUUUUCAACUGCUGUCAUCAAAUCACAAUACUUAUAUAUUAUUUUCUGUGUUAAGAAAAAUAAUUAUAACUACACUUUUCUUUUAAUCUCCCUCCAUCCUCAGUACAGGCACUGUGUGAAUUCAGGAAGGAACUUCAGGAGGGAAAAAAGGGAUGUAAUACUUAAAUGCCACUGUGCAAAAUCAAAAUGGAAAAAAAAAGAUAAAAACCUUGAUCCUGUCUUUUUUUUUUUUUUUGCUACAUGAAACCCCCUGUGUACAAAUCACUGUAGAGUUAGGAUUUUUUAAGGGAAUAAUUUUUCAUCUCUCACCUAAUAGUUGUGUAUUUUAGAAAUCAUUUUCAGUAAGAUUUUUUUGUCAAGACUGUUUUCAUAUCACAUCUUUGGCUCUGGAUUCCUGUAUAAUUUUUGCCUAUUUUGUGUAUAUAAAGGAUAGAAUACUGAAAAGAUUUAAAAAGGGAAAGCUGAAAUGCUUUGUCAUUGUUUUGACUGGAAAAUGGCAGCACUGUUGGAUAUUUUGAAAAUGCUCUCCAAAUAGGCAUGAAUAUAUAUGGUUGUAUUUGAUAUCACUUUUUUAAAUAAAUAUGAUUAUAGCUUCUAA
This is a messenger RNA of Passer montanus (Eurasian tree sparrow), 6223 nucleotides long. It is a transcript of the gene ATXN3, whose product is annotated as ataxin 3. Lineage: Eukaryota; Metazoa; Chordata; Aves; Passeriformes; Passeridae. Gene Ontology annotation, cellular component: nucleus. The transcript has 11 exons. Gene Ontology annotation, biological process: protein deubiquitination. Gene Ontology annotation, molecular function: cysteine-type deubiquitinase activity. The record is from RefSeq and is a predicted model, not a curated record. Bases 26 to 1117 code for a protein of 363 amino acids.